GGAAGAAAAGAUUUCAAAAUAAAAACCCAUUUUUAUGGAUUUUAAUAGAAAAGCAAUGAUUUUUUCAGUGUCAGUGCUUGGAUUGUCUCUCACAAUAUUUCUGUUUGCUUACAUGGUGUUUGGAGACAACACAGAUGAAGAUUUAAGGACGUUGCGGCAAGUUAAUAUGCUAUUAUGUUACCAGUUAAUUUUUAGACAUGGUGCAAAAUAUCCUGAUCGAGCUUAUAGAAAAGACUAUUUACACCAAGAAAUUCAAGCCUCAGACCCCGGCAGUUUGUCAUUAAGUGGAUCUCUUCAAAUGUAUAAUCUCGGAGAGUUACUUCGACAUCGAUACAUUAAACUUUUUCCUAACAACGGAUUUUAUUCUAAAAAGUUUAUUCAAGUGAAAUCAAGUUGGAUGGAUCGGACAAUAGCAAGUGCACUGUCAUUUCUAGCUGGUUUUAUGCCGCCACUACAAAACACUAAUCCACUUCCGAUUCCAUGGCAGCCCGUACCUGUUGUCUCAAUCGCUCGCGAUCGUGAUGAUUUGAUAGCCCAAAAGAGAGCAUGUGCGCGAUAUGAUGAAGUAUAUAAAGCUCAAAUGAAUUCCGAAGAAAUUAAAGCAAUUGAUGAAAGAAGUAAGAAUUUGUAUAAAAUUCUAUCAAAAAAUACUGGCGAGAAUAUCAGCAGCAUUCGAGAUGUAGAAUUUUUACAAAAUACUUUAGAAGCAGAAGAAGCAGCUUCUUGGGAAAUACCUGAUUGGACUGAAGAUUUCUAUCCUUCAAAAACUUUACCUUUAGCUGAGAGAUAUUUGAGACUGUUAACAGAAACUCCUUUCAUGAAAAGAAUAAAAGGUGGACCAUUAAUCACUGAAAUCAUCGAAACGAUGGUUGCAAGAAAGAAUCAGUUAUCAGAGAAAGCAAUUUCAAUUUAUUCAGGGCAUGACGUCACUUUAGUCAACGUUAUGAAUGCAAUGCAUAUUUUAAAUCAAACAUCAGGAAAACCUGAUUUUGCAGCUGCAUUAGCCAUUGAGUUACAUCUCAGCUUAGAUCAUAAAAAUGAUAUGGAUGUUAAAAUCUAUUAUUACUUCAAUUCUGAAGACAAAUAUCCUAAAAGUAUAAAAAUUCCCAGUUGUGAUUCUCCCUGUUCAUUGGAUCGAUUUCGUAAAGUCAUGAAUGGCUUGAUUGUCAAUGACUUCGAAAAGCUUUGCGAAACAGCAUAAAAGAAAUCUUUCAUCUCAAUCAAGAAUGUUAAAAUAAUUUUAAGUUGAAUUGUGGUUGUUGAUUUAUGAUUCUCCUUACGAGGCCCAGAGACUUAGAGAAUGGAAAAAUUUUCCAUAUCAUAAUUGCUUGAAUGUGCUAAAAAGAUAUUUUACAAAGUGACUGCAAUAAAGACAAAGAAAAUAUAUUUAUUAUUUAAAUAAACGAAUUUAUUGUCCAAAA
Molecule: messenger RNA, 1421 nt
Organism: Clunio marinus
Lineage: Eukaryota; Metazoa; Arthropoda; Insecta; Diptera; Chironomidae
Source: the annotation of a GenBank genome assembly